Molecule: messenger RNA, 954 nt
Organism: Cooperia oncophora
Lineage: Eukaryota; Metazoa; Nematoda; Chromadorea; Rhabditida; Trichostrongylidae
Source: the annotation of a GenBank genome assembly
AUGUCAACCAGUGUUUCAGCCACUGACAAGCUUAGCUUUGUGCCAUCGAAGAGUGUGACGUUUAUGCCAAAUGGAUCCAAACAGAUGGCUGAAAUGACAAUUACUAACGAGUCAGACAAGAGCGUUAUGUUUAAAAUGAAAAGCACCAGACCGGGAAUGUUCAAGAUGCGGCCAGUUUACGGAGCAACCACUGUUCGUCUUAUUUUCAAAGGGCUCAAGCCAGGACAAGAAGCGCCAAGAAAAGAAAGAUUUACUAUUGUCGCUGCUAUUGCACCUUCAGCAUGUGUGGAUACCGAAAAAAUUUGGAAGUCACACAAAUAUCAAGAGAAGCUCAUUGAAAGUGAACUGGGGAAAAAGAGGUUUAAAAUACUGUUCUUUGGUAUAAAUGAUCAAGAGGAGGAUGAUGAAGAUGAGAAGGCCGAGGAGAAAAAAAAGAAGGGUAUCAGUGAGGGAGAUCCAGAUGGUGAAGAUAAGGCCAAGGCGACGGGUGCUGUGCAAAAGGAGAAAAUUGUGGAAAACAUUAUCAUAAAGAAGGAGGUGGUUCAGGCUCCACCGAAGAAACUGGUGAUGGUGAUGUAUCGUGAUCAGAAGCACGAUUCAUUGAGUGGCGACGACGACGAUGACGAUGCAGAUGCCACUGUUGUAACUCAACCUGGGCAGAAACCCGGUCAGGCCGGUCAGAAGCCGCCGUCAACAAGUGGUCCUCCUAUCAAACUUGCCCAGCCGCCAUCGAAUACUGCCAAGUCUACUCAAACCCAACCUCCGAAAUCGGCACCUCCAGCUACAGCUCCGAAAUCGGCACCACCACCACCACCACCCAAGGGUCCCAAUGCUCUGACUGCUACACAGCAGAAGCAGCUAGCUGCCGUGGACGAUGAUCUUGCGGGUGCGAAGACUUGCCGCAUUAACAAGAACUUUGAGCAACGACCAGCAGCACCGGUGGCCGGCAAAUAA